Apiotrichum porosum is the source of this 1626-nucleotide messenger RNA. RefSeq lists its product as uncharacterized. Gene Ontology annotation, cellular component: membrane. Bases 1 to 1626 code for a protein of 541 amino acids. Gene Ontology annotation, biological process: carbohydrate transport; transmembrane transport. Lineage: Eukaryota; Fungi; Basidiomycota; Tremellomycetes; Trichosporonales; Trichosporonaceae. The transcript has 3 exons. The record is from RefSeq and is a predicted model, not a curated record. Gene Ontology annotation, molecular function: carbohydrate:proton symporter activity.
AUGUCGGACUUGCAGAAGGACCCCCACAAGGCCGAAGUGGAGAUGCACGAGAACCAGGAUGCGGUCGACAGGGACAUGGGCCACCUGGCACUGCAAGAGGCGCACGACGAGUCGCCAAUGCAGGCCGUGCGGCGGCACCCAUGGACGGUUCUGUGGAUCGUCUUUGCUAUCUGGCAGUGUGUUGCCGUGUCGUUUGAUGCCCAGGCCGGAUCGGCCGUACUGAGUAUCCCGAAGUUCCGCGAGAACUACGGAUUCCUCAACUCGGAGGGCACGUACGAGCUCUACGCCAAAUGGCAGUCGGCUUACUCUGGCGGUCCGGCUGCCGGCCAGGUCAUCGGCACCAUCAUCUCGGGCAGCAUCGGCGACUACAUCGGACGCAAGUGGAACCUGUUCCUGUGCUACAUCCUGCUCUUGAUCGGCAUCACGGUCGAGGUAGUUUCGGACAUGACCGCCAACAACAACGCCGUCUUCUUCGUGGGCAAGGUCAUCAACGGUGUCGCCCUCGGCGUCCUUGUCACCACCAUCAUGACCUACAUCGGCGAGAUUGCUCCGCUUGCGCUUCGCGGUAUCGUGACUGCCGCGGCCGCGGCCGCAUUUACCCUCGGCCCUCUCGUCCAAUCGCUCAUCACUAACUCCUACGGCAACCUCGACAACGCCUGGGCGUACAAGUCGAUCUUUGUCGCCCAGUACGGCGUCACUGGUCUCGCUAUCCUCUUCUGGCCUUUAAUGCCCGAGUCACCCACUUGGCUCAUCUCCAAGGGCCGCAGGGAGAAGGCGGAGCGCAGCCUGAGCCGCCUCGGCAACGACGACGAGCAGAUCCUCAAGCGCGUCGCCGACAUCCAGCUCACUCUCGAGGAGGCUAGCCUCGAGACUGAUGGCGUGACAUGGGCAGAGUGCUUCCGCAAGUCCAAUCUGCGCCGCACCAUCAUCGCCGUCAUGCCCCUCACCAUCCAGACAUUCACCGGUGUUUACUGGGUUGCCGGCUACGCUACCUACUACUUCCAGCUGGCCGGCUACUCGGACCAGCAGUCGUUCCACAUUGCCAUCGGCCAACAGAUCCUGUCGCUGGCCGGCAACGUUACCUCGUGGUUCCUGAUCGAUCGUGUGGGCCGCCGUGGCCUCUCCCUCUGGGGCCUUGCCAUCCUCACCGUCGUCCUGUUCGCGUGCGGCGGGUCAGCCGUUCCCGGCACCAUCCCUGGCAACAAGGCUGCCACCGGCCUGAUCCUCGUCUACUGUUACCUCUAUAACGUGACCAUCGGCGCGACCGCGUACGUCGCCAUGUCCGAGGUCGCCACAGGGCGUCUGCGCCAGAAAACGGCCUCACUCGCGUACAUGACCCAGGGCGCGAUCGGUACCAUGUGGAGCUUUGUCCUGCCCUACAUGUUCAACCCGUCCGAGGCCAACAUGGGAGCCAAGGUCGCAUUCGUGUUUGGGGGCUUUUCCAUCCUCUGUUGCUUCUACUUUUACUACUACCAUCCCGAGACCAAGCACCGCUCGUACGAGGAGCUCGACGAGAUGUUUUUCAAGGGCAUCCCCGCGCGCCAGUUCUCGACCUACCGCACGGAUGCCCAACUUGCCAGCGAGCAGGUCGCAGCCGACGUCGGGCACGGCGAUCGCCACGUCUAA